Molecule: messenger RNA, 3521 nt
Organism: Phoenix dactylifera (date palm)
Lineage: Eukaryota; Viridiplantae; Streptophyta; Magnoliopsida; Arecales; Arecaceae
Source: RefSeq, a predicted model, not a curated record
CUCCAGGCUCCACCCCCUCACCGCCAAAAUUGAUCGUCACUUGAGGUGCAUCGGCUCUAGUCGGCUCUCAGAUUAGGGUUUUUUGGACAAUCUAUUCUCUCUUGCCUCUUGGUGCUUUACCUUGUUCUAUUCUCUCUUGAGUCUUGGUGCUUCACCGGCCCCGAUCCUCUUCUCCUCCUUCCUCUGUGGCGCUGACCGACCUGCCGAGAAAGAGGUAAUUACUUAUCCUCUUCUCCUCCUUCCUCUGUGGACUGUGGUGCCUAAAAUAUUAUUUUUUUACUAAUCUAUUGCUUGCUCCCCUUCUCGAAAACAAAAGGGGGAGGCUUUAAAAGUUAGUAGAGCUCAUUUCAUCUGCCAAAUAUCACAAAUAAGAGGAUCAUGUGCUUUUGAGGUGGUUGUGCUGCCAUAAAUCCACAAGUUGUGUUUAGUGCAUUUUAGACAUUUACUGUUAUUUCUACAAUUCUACUAAGUUUGUGGUUUUAAUUAGGUUUGUGGUUUUGAAUAGGUAAUUAAAAGUGUGAUGUGUAAUGCCUGAUGCUAUUGGCUUGCUUUUCUUGUUGUUUGCCUCAGACACACUGAACUCAAUCUUAAUUUGUUGAUCAGUGAUCACUGAUCCAUAGUCUCGCUGAUUCCUUUCCUCUUUAUUUUCUCCUCUCUUUAUCUGAUUUGAAGGUUUCAGAAAGUCCUUGUUAUCUUUCCAACCUUAACAACCUGUAAGCCUAGGAACUAAAUAAUAUAUCUUCCAUUCCAGAAGCUGCUCAUAUCUCAUCUGUUUAUAAGACUGUAACAAACAGGGGAUGAUUCAUUGAGAUAGUAAUGACAUGACUAUAUCUCCAACUUUGUCAAUAACAAGAGUUUUAAAUUUUCGUACAUAUCUGAUGCUAUAGGUUAAAUUUGUGAUAUUUAUUUUGUUAUUUGGGCAGAUUAUUUUUACUAAUGUCUCAUUCUAAAGUUGGUGAAAAUGAGACUGUUGAAGAUUUAAGGAAUGAGGAUGAUAGAAAUGAAGAUACUGCUGAAAAUAUUUGUGACAAUUCUUCUAAAAAAAGAUCUUGGGUAUGGAAUCACUUUAUCGAGGAAAAAAAUUCUGAAGGGUCAAUAGCUAAGUGCAAAUAUUGUAAAAAAGUUUUAAGUGGGAGCACUAAAGGAGGAACGAGUCAUCUAAAACGCCAUCUUGAAAAUGUUUGCAAGAGGUAUCAAAAGAAUUCGACUAAUCAGUUGCUCUUACUACCAAGUUCAAAAGAUCCGAUAAAGUGUUUCAAAUUCAAUCAAGAAGAGAGUAGAAAAUUUCUUGCAAAAUUUAUCAUAUGUGCUGAGCUUCCAUUUCGUAUUGUUGAGCACACUGUUUUUCUGGAUUUUAUGAGAUCUCUUCAGCCAUUAUUCAAAAUUAUGGGUCGUAAGACUGUAAAACAUGAUUGUAUGGCUUUGUAUCAAGAAGAGAGGAAAAAAUUGCAUGAUGUAUUCAAGAACCUAAGUUCUCGAGUUAGUUUCACUACUGAUAUUUGGACAUCAAAUCAGAAAAUCGGUUACAUUUCUUUCACAGCACAUUAUAUUGAUUCUAACUUUACUCUGCAUAAGAAGAUUAUUAGUUUCAAGAAACUUCCAUACCCUCACACCAGCUUUGCAAUUGAAGAUGCUGUAAAAAAAUGUCUUGUUGAAUGGGAAUUGGAUUAUAAAAUAUGUGCUAUUACUUUGGAUAAUUGCAGCACAAAUGAUGCUGUAAUGAGAAGGCUCCGAGAUCACUUUUGUGCUUCAAUGUUGUUUAGUGGGGAGUACAGUCAUAUUAGAUGUUGUGCACAUAUAUUAAAUAUUAUGGUUCAGGAUGGAAUGAAAAUCAUUCAUGAAGCUAUUGAAUGUAUAAGAGAAAUUGUUAGAUAUGUCUCUGCAUCCCCAUCUCGAAUGCAAGCAUUUAAUGAAAUUCUACAGCAUAUGAGACUUCCUGCUAGAAAAGGACUCACUUUGGAUGUUCCUACAAGAUGGAAUUCUACUUAUGAAAUGUUGCAUGAUGCACUUGGUUACAAAGAUGCUCUUAUUAGAUAUGCAACUGAGCAUUCAUGUGUAUGCCCCACCAAUGAUGAAUGGAAAAAGGCUUCUAUAAUUCUUAAAUUUUUAGAAGCCUUUCUUGAUGCCACUAAAGUAUUUUCUGGUUGUAAGUAUCCCACAUCCAAUUUAUACCUAAAAGAAGUUUGGGGAAUUAGGGCUUUGUUGAUGGAUGAAAGUAUCGAUACUGAUGAAACAGUGAAGCAAUUAACAAAUGAGAUGCUAAAGAAGUUUAACAAAUAUUGGUCUCAGUGCAAUAAUUUGUUGGUAAUUGCUUCUAUUUUGGAUCCCAGAUCAAAGUUGAUAUUUGUAGAAUUUUGUUAUCAAAAGGCAUUUGAGUUGGAGGAGUGCAAGAAAAAGAUUGAUGAUAUUCGUGCUUGUCUUUUUAAAUUGUAUAAUGAGUAUGUAGAUGCAACAAGAAUGCACCCCUCUAUGAGUUCAAGUGAGCGAACAUCUAAUUUUGGUGGACAAGGUGAUAUAAGUUCAGUUUCUUCCAAAAAAAAAUUUGGUAUGGACUUUGCUCAAUUUAGAAGUCAGAGUUCUUCAAAACGCCCUAAGAGAUCCGAGUUGGAUAGUUAUUUGGAUGAUGAUGUACUUCCUGAUUUGGAGAAUAAAGAGUUUGACAUCUUGGCUUGGUGGAAGAGCAAUGCAGCAGUCUAUCCUAUACUAUCAAGAAUGGCUCGAGAUGUUCUAGCUAUUCCAGUCUCCACUGUUUCAUCUGAGUCAGCAUUCAGCACUGGUGGUAGAGUUGUGGAUCAGUAUCGAAGCUCUUUGAGCCCUUCUACCGUAGAAGCCUUAGUGUGUACCCAAGAUUGGCUUCGUGAACAAUAUGAUGAAGGUAUAUAAAUCUUUUAAAUUUAUCUAAUAUUUUUUAUUUGCUUAUUGUACUUAUAAUUUAAACAUUUAUGAUUGAUUUGUGUGUUAACAGUUGUAAAUUGCUCGAGUUCUGUAACGUUGAAUGUAGAUGACGACACCCUGGACUCCUGGAGUGGGCAAUUUGGGAGAACUGAAUGACGAUACCCUCAUCAGAUCUAGUUCAUACCUAAAGUAUCAAGUAUGAAGCUUGAAGCUGACUUCAGGGGGUUUCUCUAUUACAUGGAUAUGAUGAAUAUAUUAUUGUGCAGGGAACAACGACUUCAGGCCGAUGAUUUUUUUUAUCCUCCUGUUUUUGAUGGAAUCCUUUUGUUUGGUUUCAGUUGUAUCGUUGCAGUUGGUUGCAUGGAAUGAAUUUUUUUGCAAGUUAUCUUCAAACUAUCAGAUGCUAUUUUGUUAAUGAUCUGUCUGAUUGCCUACUUGGUCCAUCUUAUAUUUGAUUUAAGUUGAAUAGGUUGUUUGCUUGUCGACAUUUUUGCUUGUAUGUUUACAAGAGCAGCAUAUGGAACCACUCAGGGGAAUGACAUUAUAAAGCUGAAUUUUGAUCCGUAUAUCUACUGUUUCUUUGUGGUUCUUUAAAGGUAAGUGCACUAUUAUGCAUUGCUGGGUUG